Molecule: messenger RNA, 321 nt
Organism: Schizosaccharomyces japonicus yFS275
Lineage: Eukaryota; Fungi; Ascomycota; Schizosaccharomycetes; Schizosaccharomycetales; Schizosaccharomycetaceae
Exons: 1
Coding region: 1-321 (106 amino acids)
Source: RefSeq, a predicted model, not a curated record
AUGUCCUCCAGGUCUCAUUACCUUGCACACACGAACGACUCAGAUGAGCGUACGGGAAAACAUCAUCAACAGACAACCAACAAGCACAAUCAUGCUCAUAAGUUAAAUGACUCUAAAGACCAGCGCACGCUUCACAAUCGUUUAGAAGCUGAAUUGGAAACUGAGGCACCAGACAACAAUUCUGCUGAAAUUGGCGGUCCUCCUCCUCAUCACCAUCAUCAUCAUGCAAAUGAUAAAAAAGAGACCAUUAUGAAGGGCCAGCUCACUGAUGCCACUGGUCAGAGCGACCUAAAGGAGCUUCGGGAUUAUCUGAAAGAAUAG